This is a messenger RNA of Chara braunii, 1259 nucleotides long. Lineage: Eukaryota; Viridiplantae; Streptophyta; Charophyceae; Charales; Characeae. The record is from the annotation of a GenBank genome assembly.
UCCGUCCAGCCCGUUCGGCAUAACGAGAGGGGUGGCGGAGAUGAACGUCGAGGGCAUGACAUGGUCGUGGACUGCGAUGGUGGGGGGGGCGAAGAUUGCACGUCAGAUGACGACAACAAUGACAACGGGGAGAACGAUGGUGGCGACAUGGAGACUCGUCCGCUUGGAAGGAAGCGUGGAGGUACUCGGGCUACAAACAAGUCAAUGGAACCGCAUGCAGGGCGGAAAAGCAAGCAGGCUGUGGGUGACAUGUCCACCGGCGACGGGGGGAAAAGCAGGGAUUUUUGGACCGUCGACCAUAUGAUCGCUCUGGUCCGAGCGAAAAGAGACCAGGAUUUGCAUCUCGCCGGGCUGGGGCACAACUACGGACGGAUGAAAUCGAGGAAGUGGAAGUUGGAUGACGUUGAGAAGAGACUCGUGAAGGCGGGGGUGACUACUAGUAAGGCGGAGGAGUGCGGGAUAAAAUGGGACAACCUGUACCAGCAGUUCAAAUCCGUGCACAGAUUCAUGGGACAAUCCGAGAAGCAAAAUUUCUUCACAGUAACGCCGCUGGAGAGGAAGGAGAAAGGGUUCGACUUUCGGAUGGAUGAGCAUGUGUAUUCCGAGAUGAACACGGUGUCGAAGGCCGAUCACAUCAUUCACCCGGCGAAUCUCGCGGACACGGGUGCGGCUGGAGGGGUGCAUAUGGCCGGGCCACGUGGCGGCCGGAACGAAUCCGUGGCUAGGGAGGGAUGUGGGGAUGGACAGGAUGACGAUCAGGGAUCGACGAGGGAUUCAACGUUUAGUGGUAGUAGUGCAGGCGGAGGCGGCAAAAGAAGGAAUGUGAGACAACAGACGUUCGAUGAGAUCACCGACGUCAUGGAUAAGCACGGGAAGCUGAUGGCGACGGCGGUGGAUAACGAGAUCAAGAGGCAGUGUUUUGUUCUGACGAGGCAAUGCAACAUUCUCAAGCGAGAGUUGGAGGUGCAGAAAGAGCACUACGAGAAGGUCGAGCACGUGAACCUGAUGACGUGCAACGCCCUUUUGGAGAUCGUGAAAGCGAUCUUAAGAUCUGUCGGUCACUCGUGUCCGAGGUUGGCGCGAUCGCCACGUGUGCAUUUUGGGAGCACUGCGUCGUUGUCGUCGUCCUGCGUGCUGCAGUGUGCCGCGGUGGAGGUAGUGUAGACAUAGGAGGGGUCGUUCUUGCCCAUCACAUUGUUUGAUAUAGGUAUUGUUUGAUUAAUGUUUUAAGUAUUCAUUGCUCGCGUGCCCCACAGAGC